GAGCGUUUGUUUUUAUCCGCGGCGUCGCGCAGGUCAGUCGGGGGAAGCGGUGGGCGUUCCUCCGGGUUCGUGUUCGUUCGCUGUUGAUGCUGAGAAGAUUUUCCUCUCCUUACCACGACCAGCUUUUUCCCGAUGUUUCUUCCUACGCUUGUGGAGGACAUGCAUCAUUUUAAACCCAGUCGAGACAGACUGUACACCACCAGGUGUUGCGGAUGUUGCCACGUCCGGACGGGGACCAUCAUCCUGGGGACUUGGUACAUGGUUGUCAACCUGUUGAUGGGCAUCCUGCUGACCGUAGCCGUGACCCACCCAGAGAACGUGCCCACUAUUGACUUGCAGUAUGAGGUCAUCGACCAUUACUUUGCCUCAGACAGGAUGUCCGAGAACGCCUGCGUUGGAUUUGCCAUCUCUCUGCUGAUGCUCACUAUCAGUGCCAUGAUGGUGUACGGAGCGAUCACCCACCGUGACGGCUGGCUCAUCCCGUUUUUCUGCUACCAGCUGUUUGACUUUGCCCUGAGCUGCUUGGUGGCCAUCAGUUCUCUCACCUACCUACCAAGGAUCAAGGACUACCUGGACCAGCUGCCGGAUUUCCCGUACAAGGACAACCUGCUGUCUCUGGACUCCAGCUGCCUGCUGCUCUUUGUGCUGGUCUUCUUUGCGUUCCUCAUCAUCCUCAAGGCUUACUUGAUCAACUGUGUGUGGAACUGCUACAAGUACAUCAACAACAGGAACAUGCCAGAGAUCGCCGUCUACCCUGCCUUUGAGACCCCUCCCCAGUACAUCCUGCCAACUUACGAGAUGGCAAUGAAGAUGCCAGAGAAGGAGCCGCCUCCUCCUUACAUGCCCGCUUAAGCACCAGCCCUGUUGCCAAAACACACAUUACACAUGCACACACACACACUACCAUAUGCAUUCCUACCUUCCCUCACUCACCGUUUCUGAACACCUUUACCCCUCUCGCUUCCUCCCACCCUGCCUUCUAACCUACUGUGUAUGUGUAAGGCCACUGAAAAUGUUUUGUUCAGCCCUGUUGUCUGUAUUUCUAUGAAGUGUCUAUAGAGCUGGAGGUGUGAGAGGAGAACGAUGGGAGACCUGAAUGAAUGAAUGUGAUGUUUGAAAAGCAACAGAAGCUACCAGCCCCCCCACCCCGUCGCACCACCAACACCACCCCUGGCCUUUUUUUAUGUCUUAGUAAAAAGGGAUACAUGUGAAUAUUAAAUAGCUUGAAAUGCUUUCAUCGCUCCAGCACCAUCCUAUCUAUAGAUUGAUAUAUGAAGUGUAAAAAGAAAAACUAUUACGACAAUCCACUUAUUAUAGCUCUUAUUGUUGAAUUGUGUUACUUUCCCGCCCCUAAUUAUUAAGAUCUAGACUAUUCCUGCUCAGUCUUGGAUGGAGUCUGUAGCACUUUUGUCUGUUAUUUAUUUAGCUUUGCCGUGGUUCAGUUCACCACCACCACCCCCUGACAUUUUCAUCACUUCCUGCUGCCCUGAUGUGUUAGCAAAGCUAGUGAAUAGUGUUCCAGCUGAGACGGGUGGAGAGAGACUGCAGAGGGCACUGGUGAUGAAUCAUAUUCUCUGCUUCUUUCUCUCCUGACAUCUGGAGCAAACAGCUGGUCUUGUGAACAUUAGUAGUUGCAUGCUUAUCAACAAGCCCCCCCCCUGCCCCUCCCAUUACUUUACUAGUAAUAUGAUUUUAUCCUAGUGGAAAAAUUUGACUUCAAUAAACGUUUCAGAACAUU
Molecule: messenger RNA, 1738 nt
Organism: Larimichthys crocea (large yellow croaker)
Lineage: Eukaryota; Metazoa; Chordata; Actinopteri; Sciaenidae
Gene: laptm4a
Product: lysosomal protein transmembrane 4 alpha
Exons: 7
Coding region: 133-852 (239 amino acids)
Cellular component (GO): lysosomal membrane
Source: RefSeq, a predicted model, not a curated record